AUGCCUUCCAGAAACUCUAUCAACAAGCCAAAAGAUACCAUGAAUCAAGCUCGUAAGAGAGCUCAACUUGCAAAGAAAAGACAAGCAAGAGCUAGAAAUGGGUUAACAGCCCCAGCUAGAAGUUCAGAAUCUUCAACAUCAGGUUUACCAAAAUCUACUGCCGUUGCUUUAUAUACUGGUUCAAAACCAACAGGUAGUAUAACCACAUCAACUUUAUCCAAGAAAAGAUUACACAAAAUUGAAAGAAAUAAGAAAUAUGCAGCAAAGAGAAAAGAAAUUGAAAAUAAAUUAUUGAUUGAUGCUACUGCUCAAGCUGAAGAACAAAUGGACGUUGAUGAUGAUAAUGAAUCAGUUGCUUCAUCCAAAAAACCAAGCAGCAAAAUUGAUAGUGUUAAAAAUGCAUUGUGGUCUGUGAUUGAAGAUCGUGCUUCAGAAUCAUUAACCGUUGACUCUACUGGUGAAGGUACAACUUUAGGUGGUCCAAGUUUCUCUUAA
Hansenula anomala is the source of this 495-nucleotide messenger RNA. RefSeq names its product Alb1p (gene ALB1). The coding region runs from base 1 to 495 and encodes 164 amino acids. The transcript has a single exon. The record is from RefSeq and is a predicted model, not a curated record. Lineage: Eukaryota; Fungi; Ascomycota; Saccharomycetes; Phaffomycetales; Wickerhamomycetaceae.